Saccostrea cuccullata (small rock oyster) is the source of this 3348-nucleotide messenger RNA. RefSeq lists its product as uncharacterized. NCBI's taxonomy places the organism in Eukaryota, Metazoa, Mollusca, Bivalvia, Ostreida, Ostreidae. The record is from RefSeq and is a predicted model, not a curated record. The coding region runs from base 199 to 1779 and encodes 526 amino acids. The transcript is spliced from 13 exons.
ACGUCCUUUAUUCGUAACAGAGUUUUAAAUGCAUUGACUUGAAACACUAUAUAUUUAUCGUUUUCUAGUCCAGGCCCCGUAUGUGAUAUGAGCGUUGUUUAUUUAUACCGUGUAAAGCUACACAUGGAAUAUGAUCCAGGGGAAUAAAAACAGGAAGAAGAGACACCAAUAAAUCUACGAUGUGAAGAAUAAUACAAAAUGGAGAUAAAGUUUUCCUCCCUUACGACUGUUUGUGUCUUCAUUUUAAAUUCCGAGACUAAUGUAGAAUCAACUUAUUACUGCGGCGGCGUUACUGAUCCCUGUACGGCAGCCGGAGAGCUUUUUGAGCCGUAUGCACGAACCCCGAACUGCCCAUAUGACGGGACACAACCUCAUGUCCCAUGUGAUCGAUACAAGACCCCGGGAUGGUACAGGUCAGACGAACCUAUACUAGAUCAGUGUCCCGCCCUCAGCAGCUGUGGGGCUAUUUAUCCCGUAUGGUAUAAUGGAACCUUACCACAAGUAGCUGAUGGUGUUGUUUCCAGGAAACUCUGUAAAACUGGAUUCUCCGAUUGCUGUGUUAAAGAGUACGAUGUACAGAUAAAGAACUGCGGCACCCAUCACGUGUACUGUCUACCGGCACUAGACGCCUGCCCUGAAAGAUUCUGUUUCGGAACGAAUGGAACAUGUGAAUACCCGACGACAACUUCAACAACAACAUCAACAACAACAGAAACGACGACAUCAACAUCAACAACAACAGAUACGACGACAUCAACAUCAACAACAACGGCAUUGCCAUCAACAACAAUUCUUACAACAUAUAAAGGCACAGAUGAGGAAAAUGCUCUUAGCAAAGACUAUAAAGAUUUAAAGAAAAAAAAUAAGGCACUGGUAGUUACAGUAGUCAUUCUCAGCCUUAUUCUAAUUUGUCUCGGUAGCUACAUUGCAUAUACAUUUUAUCGGAAAAGAAUGAGAGAAAGGGAAAUAAGUCAGAGCAGAGUGGAACUUGUACUAAAUCCCUGUACGGCAGCCGGAGAGCUUUUUGAGCCGUAUGCACGAACCCCGAACUGCCCAUAUGACGGGACACAACCUCAUGUCCCAUGUGAUCGAUACAAGACCCCGGGAUGGUACAGGUCAGACGAACCUAUACUAGAUCAGUGUCCCGCCCUCAGCAGCUGUGGGGCUAUUUAUCCCGUAUGGUAUAAUGGAACCUUACCACAAGUAGCUGAUGGUGUUGUUUCCAGGAAACUCUGUAAAACUGGAUUCUCCGAUUGCUGUGUUAAAGAGUACGAUGUACAGAUAAAGAACUGCGGCACCCAUCACGUGUACUGUCUACCGGCACUAGACGCCUGCCCUGAAAGAUUCUGUUUCGGAACGAAUGGAACAUGUGAAUACCCGACGACAACUUCAACAACAACAUCAACAACAACAGAAACGACGACAUCAACAUCAACAACAACAGAUACGACGACAUCAACAUCAACAACAACGGCAUUGCCAUCAACAACAAUUCUUACAACAUAUAAAGGCACAGAUGAGGAAAAUGCUCUUAGCAAAGACUAUAAAGAUUUAAAGAAAAAAAAUAAGGCACUGGUAGUUACAGUAGUCAUUCUCAGCCUUAUUCUAAUUUGUCUCGGUAGCUACAUUGCAUAUACAUUUUAUCGGAAAAGAAUGAGAGAAAGGGAAAUAAGUCAGAGCAGAGUGGAACUUGUACCAGAAGAGUACACGUACGAUACAAAGAACGGUGCAACUGGAGGAAGCAAUGGCGUGCCCCCUCAUCUGCAUUUUCAAGUUUGAAAGAAAACACCAAAGAAUUCAUUGUUUUUGUUUUUGUUUUUUUCUAUUUUGACAUGUUUUAUUUAUUUACGAAGACUGAUAAAUCAUAGACAUCUUAUUGACUGUACUUGUAUAUUACAUAUAAAUGAUACAUGUGAAAUAUUCAAUGUAAAAUUUCACAUGUCUGCAGCAUAUGCCAUGAAAUAAGUGGGAUUUUUCUAUCUAUUGCUUUUAUUAGUUUUGAAAAAAAAUGUUUAUAGUCAAUUGGAUCUAUUAAUAAAGCUUGGUAGUCUCCACCAACUCCCUUUCCAGCCUACUUUUAUUAAAGAAGAAGGUAUGGUUUUAGCUUUAUUGCGCCCUAUUAAAAAUGAAAUGACAUCAAAAAAUUUUGAAACUGGCUUAAAUUAUAGUUAAAUAAAUGACUCUGAUCAAUCAGGAAAGAAUAUGGCAUGAAGGUUUACCAUUCUGCAAAUAUGACGUCAUUAAUGUUUAGCACUUUUCAUUUUUCAACAGAAAAGCCUCAAAAUUGCACAUUUCAAGGGCGAUUUUCCUUUAAAUAACAGUGUCCACAGCCGUCGCCCACGUUAAUUUUUUGAUGUUUUUUGCAAAAUUCAAUAACAAAUCACAUAUCUCAAGAUCCUUUUGGGCGAUGCCUGUGGAAAAUGUUAUCUGAAAGAAGUUUUCAUUGAAAAUUAGUGUCUUCUGCAACUUUUUAAGUAAAUACGGGAAAAUGCUUAUGUUUAUGACGUCAUAAUUAGCAUUUAAAAACACAUGUGAGAAAAAAUGACUUGUAUGAUUUUUCUGCAUUAAAUUUCAACUUUUACACCAGUUUCAUUUUUUAGAAAAUCACAGGGCCAAAUUUGUAUAGAAACCAUACCUUCUUCUUACAACUAAAGCAGGAGACAGUACUUUGUAAUUUAAGAAUCAUCCAUUAUUUUUUAUCCUUUAUUAGAAAACAAUUACUACUGAAGUGUAUGCACCAUAUGUAUCAUCUUCGAUUGCAUAUGUACAAUACUUAUUUGUUGUUUUCAGACAGAGAGAGAGAGAGAGAGAGAGAGAGAGAGAGAGAGAGAGAGAGAGAGAGAGAGAGAGAGAGAGAGCGAGCGAGGGAAGAGCUAAUAAACCAAUUACUCUAUUACUUAAAUUGUCUUUCUGCACAUUUCAGAUUUGAAUAUCCGUAAUGCAUAGAACAGUAAUGAUUAAUUGUUUCAAGCAUUUAGAUUUUACAGGGACUUUGCAGAACACUUCUCAGUUUGAAAUACGUAAACUGAAUUACAAAGGUUGUAUAUUUCCUUAUAUUUCGAAUGAAGAUCUACUAGGUUUUUUCUGAGUUGGGGGGCACAAAAAUAUGAUUUAUUACUUUAGAAUGAAGAAUUACUUGUAGAUACCACACAAGUUUUCUUUUCUCACUCACACAUUGGAGUACAAUAAUCUAAUGUUCUUGUACAUAUCAACUUUAUGAAUUCUUUCAAUUUCGAAUCUUGCAUGACUUAUUUUUUCUUUGUUUUUAGUAUAUACACCUGUAUAUUUAGCAUUUUAUAACGUAUUGUGCAUUUUGUUUUUUUUACUCAAUAAAUUUCAUCGUAAAAC